GCUUCUUUAAUACCUAAAACCCAAAUGUGUGCGAUUGUGUGAAAAAAACAUAUUUAACGAAUUUAAAACACCAAAACCAUUUAAAUGGACACUGCAUCCGACAACAGUGACGAUGAGGGGUCCAUUGGCAAUGGUGGGGGCGAUUUCGGCAUGGAUCUAACCGGUAUUCUCUUCGGUAACAUUGACUCCGAUGGCAGGUUGCUGGCGGACGACGAGAGGGGGCACGGCUUUGAUGCGGAGCUGCGUGAAAAUCUUGGAUCCCUGGCGAAGAUGGGUCUCAAUUCGUUGCUGAGCGAGGUGAUUGACACCAAAGAUGCCGAAGCCUCGUCCGACGACGAUGAGGAUGAGAAGCAGCGGCCCACGCCGGAUGCCGCCACCGCCGCUGGCAUGAGUGUCUUCGAUGCGUUGAAGGCUAGCGUGAAAAAGGAGGAGAACGACGAUGGCACCGUCACGGCACAGGACGAUGCGAUUGAUUAUUCGGACAUAACCGAACUGUCCGAGGAUUGUCCACGCACGCCGCCAGAGCAGGUGUCAUACGAUGACCUGGAAGAUGCCAUACCGGCAUCCAAGGUUGAGACAAAGCCAACCAAGGAUGACAAAGAACUGAUGCCGCCACCCAGUACUCCUCUGGGGCGGGCAGCUGGUGGCACCGGGCCUGAAGAGGUCGCCACCAAAACACCGAGCCCCGAGGGCAGCGGUUCAUCAGGCAGUAGUGAGGCCAAAGCCAGUGGUGGUGACCCCAAGGACGAUCGCAGACUGGACACACCCCUGGCCGACAUCCUGCCCUCCAAGUACCAGAAUGUGGAUGUCCGGAAGCUCUUUCCCGACUUUCGGCCAAACAAAGUUCUGCGGUUUUCACGCCUCUUCGGUCCGGGGAAGCCCACAAGCAUGCCACAAAUCUGGCGCCAUGUCCGCAGGCGGCGUAGGAAACGGAAUCAGUCGAGAGAUCAAAAGACGUCGAACACUGGUGGGUCCGACUCGCCCAGCGACACCGAGGAGCCUCGCCAUCGUGGCUUCAAUUUGUUCUUUGCCAACGAACCCACGCCCGCGGCUUGCAUGUCCGAUGAUGAGGAGAAGCUGCUCAGCGAUCUGAAUCGCGUCGAUGUGCGGCAGGAGGGGCCCGAGAAUGGUGAGAACAGCGACCAAAAGCCCAAGGUGGCCGAUUGGCGCUUCGGACCUGCACAGAUCUGGUACGAUAUGCUCGAGGUGCCCGAAUCGGGCGAUGGUUUCAACUACGGCUUCAAGAUGAAGUCCACAGCCAACAACCAGUCCAAGGACACUGUCGUCCCCGAAGAGCCACCCGGAGGCAUCAAGACAGAGGCAGUUGGCGGCGACAGCGAGAAGGCCACCCUAGCGGAAGAUGCCUUUCUGAUGGUCUCCCAAAUGCACUGGGAGGACGAUGUCGUCUGGGAUGGCAACGACAUCAAGGCCAAGGUGAUGCAAAAACUCAACUCCAAGACAAAUGCUGCUGGAUGGUUGCCCUCCAGCGGCUCUCGCACAGCAGGCGCCUUCAGUCAGCCGGGCAAGUCGACAAUGCCCGUGGGCAGCAGUGGCAGCUCCAAGCAGGGCUCCUCGGCCGCCAGCAAGAAGGCACAACAGAAUGUGCAGAACAAGCCCACAGAAGUGCCCGACGAUACGUGGUACAGUCUGUUUCCCGUGGAGAAUGAGGAGCUGAUCUACCAAAAGUGGGAGGACGAAAUCAUUUGGGAUGCCCAGCAGAUGACCAAGGUGCCAAAGCCAAAGGUUCUGACGCUGGAUCCCAACGAUGAGAACAUUAUAUUGGGCAUACCCGACGACAUUGAUCCCUCGAAGAUCAACAAGAACAUUGGGCCACCGCCAAAGAUCAAGAUACCGCAUCCGCACGUCAAGAAGUCAAAGAUUCUGCUGGGCAAGGCGGGCGUCAUCAAUGUACUGGCAGAGGAUGCACCACCGCCGCCGCCCAAGAGUCCAGAUCGGGAUCCCUUUAACAUCUCAAAUGACACUUACUACGCACCCAAGACGGAGCCUUCAACCCUACGCAUGAAAGUGGGCGGCGGGAAUCUCAUUCAGCACUCGACGCCAGUGGUGGAGCUGCGCGCUCCCUUUGUGCCCACGCAUAUGGGGCCAAUGAAGCUGCGCUCCUUCCAUCGACCGCCGCUGAAGAAGUACUCGUAUGGGCCGCUAGCCCAGGAUACGCAUCAGAAUGUCUACGCCCUGCUGAAGCACAUCGUGAAGAAGGCCAAGCAGCGGGAGGUUGAGCGUAUAGCCUCUGGCGGUGGUGAUGUCUUCUUCAUGCGCAAUCCAGAGGAUCUCAGUGGCAAGGAUGGGGACAUUGUCCUUGCGGAGUUCUGUGAGGAGCAUCCGCCGUUGAUGAAUCAAGUGGGGAUGUGCUCCAAGAUCAAAAACUACUACAAACGGAAAGCGGAAAAGGAUAGCGGACCGCAGGACUAUGUGUACGGUGAGGUGGCCUUUGCCCACACCAGUCCCUUCCUCGGCAUCCUCCAUCCGGGCCAGUGCAUCCAGGCGCUGGAGAACAACAUGUACCGUGCGCCCAUCUACCCGCACAAGAUGGCCCACAAUGAUUUCCUCAUCAUUCGCACCAGAAACACAUACUGGAUACGCGCGGUCACGGCCAUUUUCACUGUAGGACAGGAGUGUCCACUGUACGAGGUGCCGGGACCCAAUUCGAAGCGCGCAAACAACUUUACACGUGACUUCCUGCAGGUGUUUAUCUAUCGCUUGUUUUGGAAGAGUCGCGACCAGCCCCGGCGCAUACGCAUGGACGACAUCAAGCGCGCCUUUCCCGCCCACUCGGAGAGCAGCAUUCGGAAGCGUCUGAAGCAGUGCGCGGAUUUCAAGCGCACGGGCAUGGACAGCAAUUGGUGGGUGAUCAAGCCCGAGUUUCGGCUGCCCUCCGAGGAGGAGAUACGCGCCAUGGUCUCGCCGGAGCAGUGCUGUGCCUACUUUAGCAUGAUUGCCGCCGAACAGCGGCUAAAGGAUGCUGGCUACGGGGAGAAAUUCCUGUUUGCCCCCCAAGAGGAUGACGAUGAGGAGGCCCAACUGAAGCUGGACGAUGAGGUGAAGGUGGCCCCCUGGAACACCACGCGUGCCUACAUUCAGGCCAUGCGUGGCAAGUGUCUGCUGCAGCUGAGCGGCCCCGCAGAUCCCACGGGCUGCGGUGAGGGCUUCUCGUAUGUGCGAGUGCCCAACAAGCCAACACAAACAAAAGAGGAACAGGAAUCGCAGCCAAAGCGUUCGGUAACGGGAACCGAUGCCGAUCUGCGUCGUCUGCCGCUGCAAAGGGCCAAGGAGCUGUUGCGCAAGUUCAAGGUGCCCGAGGAGGAGAUCAAGAAGCUCUCCCGCUGGGAGGUCAUCGAUGUGGUGCGCACCCUGUCCACGGAGAAGGCCAAGGCCGGAGAGGAGGGCAUGGACAAGUUCUCGCGUGGCAAUCGCUUUUCCAUUGCGGAGCACCAAGAGCGCUACAAGGAGGAGUGCCAGCGCAUCUUCGAUCUGCAGAAUCGCGUGCUCGCCAGCUCUGAGAUACUGUCCACCGAUGAGGCCGAGUCCUCUGCCUCCGAGGAGUCUGAUUUGGAGGAGCUGGGCAAGAAUCUGGAGAAUAUGCUGUCCAACAAGAAGACCUCCACGCAGCUUUCGCUGGAGCGGGAGGAACAGGAGCGACAGGAGCUGCUGCGACAGCUCGACGAGGAGCAUGGCGAUGGGGCCAGCAGGGCCAAGGCCAAGGAGGAUGCCUCUCAGCAGCCGCUGGCCAAUCAGAAUCAGGGCCGCAUUCUGAAGAUCACGCGCACGUUCAGGGCCAUAGAUGGCAAGGAGUUCACCCGCGUGGAGACGGUCCGCCGGCAGCCCGUGAUUGAUGCGUACAUCAAGAUCCGCACUACGAAGGACGAGCAGUUCAUCAAGCAAUUCGCCACGCUGGACGAGCAGCAGAAGGAGGAAAUGAAGCGCGAAAAGCGGCGCAUCCAGGAGCAGCUGCGGCGCAUUAAGCGCAACCAGGAGCGCGAACGCCUCGCCCAGCUGGCCCAGAACCAGAAGCUGCAGCCCGGCGGCAUGCCCACCUCGCUGGGCGAUCCCAAGAGCUCUGGCGGCCAUGCGCACAAGGAGCGCGAUCACGGCUACAAGGAGGUCAGUCCCUCGCGCAAGAAGUUCAAGCUGAAGCCAGACCUCAAGCUGAAGUGCGGCGCCUGCGGCCAGGUGGGGCACAUGCGCACCAACAAGGCCUGUCCGCUGUACACGGGCAUGCAGAGCAGCCUCUCCCAGUCGAAUCCCUCGCUGGCCGACGACCUCGACGCGCAGAGCGAGCCGGAAACCAACAUGGACGAUGACGAUCUGGUGAAUGUGGACGGCACUAAGGUGACGCUCAGCAGCAAGGUGCUGCGGCGUCAUGGCGAGGAGAGCAAGCGCCGCAGCAGCAUGGGCCUGAGCCUCAAAAUGUCUCGCGAUGGCAAGAAGAAGCGGCGUCUGGGCAACGACCUCCACUGCGACUAUCUGCAGCGGCACAACAAGACCGCCAAUCGACGACGCACCGACCCGGUGGUGGUGCUCUCCUCCAUACUGGAGCUGAUCCUCAAUGAGCUGCGCACAAUCCCUGAUGUGUCGCCGUUUCUGUUCCCCGUCAACUCGAAGAAAGUGCCGGACUACUAUCAGGUGGUCACAAAGCCCAUGGACCUGCAGACCAUGCGGGAGUACAUUAGGCAGCGUCGCUACACCAGUCGCCAGAUGUUCCUCGAGGAUCUCAAGCAGAUUGUGGACAAUUCAGCGCUAUAUAAUGGCGCCCAUAGCGCCUACACUGUGGCCGCCCAGCGCAUGUUCGAGAGCUGCUACGGGCUGUUCCAGCAGCGCGAGGAGAAGCUGAUGCGCGUGGAGAAGGCCAUCAAUCCGCUGUUGGGCGAUGACGAUCAGGUGGCCCUGUCCUACAUCUUUGAAAAGCUGCACGCACAGGUGAAGCUCCUCACCGAUGCGUGGCCCUUCCUAAAGCCAGUCAACAAAAAGAAUGUGAGGGACUACUAUCAGGUGAUCAAGCGACCCAUGGAUCUGGAAUGCAUGCAAAAGACCAUCGAUGCGCAUGGCUAUCACAGUCGGGAGGAGUACAUGGCAGACAUUGAAUUGAUGCAUGCCAACUCUUUGCAGUACAAUGGACCCGAUCAUCGCUUCACCAAAAACUCCACUACCAUACGGGCAUACACACGCACCCAACUGGAAGAGUUGGCAGCCACUUGCCUGCCCCUCGAGGAGAAUAUUGCCAAGACCCGAGAGCUGGCCAUGGAGAAUGCACCCGAGUUCGAUGAGGCCUGGGGCAAUGAUGAUUACGAUCUGGGGCGUGGCAGUCGCGGUAGUUCGCCCGGGGAUGAGUACAUCGAUGUGGAGGGUAAUGUGGGCGCCACCACAGCGGCCUCCAUACACCGCAGCAUGGGCUCCGAUGGCCAUAUGUCGCAUCAUGCGACGCCAGUACGUAAACUGCCACGUCCGGCCGUGGGCGAGGUGAAACGUGGUCGGGGCAGGCCACGCAAGAGGCACAAUCCCACCGAGGACGUCAAAGCCCAGAAUCCGGUUAAGCGUGGUCGGGGUCGUCCGAGGAAGGGUAGCCUAACAUCAAACAAGAGUCAGGCGCAAGCUUACUUCCUGGAUGAAGACCUGAAUUUCUCCACAGACGAGGAGGAUGAUGAGGAGGAGGACUUCCAGGAGGUCUCCGAGGAUGAGAAUAAUGCAGCCAACAUACUGGAUCAGGGCGAACGUAUCCAGGCGCCCGCAGAUGGCAUGGACUACAUCGACCCGAAGAACAUUAAGACGGAGAUCGACAUCGAGGAGCAGCAGUUGGCAGAGGAGCCGUGCGGCGAGGAUGACAGCCAGCAGGCGGCUGAAGCAAUGGUGCAGUUGAGUGGCCUUGGCUUCUACGCUCAACAGCAGCAAGAUGAAUCCAUGGAUGUGGAUCCCAACUACGAUCCCUCCGACUUUCUGGCCAUGCACAAGCCGCGCCAGAAUCUGGGUGAGCCCACCACCGCCCGUGGCGCCUUCUCGGACUUCAUGGCCAACGUCCAGGACGACAAUGGACAGUACAAUCCACCGGAGGCGAGCACAAGUGCUGCUGCCGCAGCCGCCGCAUCCGCUGCAGGCGCUCAUGAGGAUGAGUCGGGGGCGUUGCAAAUGCCACCGACAAGCACCCUCAACAACGGCAUGGGCAUUGAGGAAGAUCUGGACGUGUCGGACAGUGACGAGGAGGACGUUGGUCGGAGGCGCAUCAAGAACGAAGUGUUUGACGACAACGAAAUUGAUAUGCAACAGUCCCAGGCCUCGCAUCACUCCCAUCACUCGCAGCCCUACCAUGUGGAUGCCUCGAACGAGCCCGUGCUCGACUACCAGCAGCAGCCAAUGGGCUUCACGAGUUCCCAACAGGCGAUGGGUUUUUCUGGCGCCCAGCAGGCGAUGAACUUUGCGGGCUCUCAGCAGCCAAUGGACUUUACGGGCGCUCAGCAACAGAUGGACUUUACGAGCUCCCAGCAGCAACAGCAGCAGCAGCAGCAACAGAUAGACUUUCCGGUCGUCCAGCAGCCCAUGGACUUUCCAGCCGCUCAACAGCCAAUGGAAUUUCCAGCACCCCAGCCGGGAUUAGAGCAACAGCAACAUCAGCAGCCACAACAGCAACUAGUGCAGGGGGAUAAUGAUUAUGCCUGGACAUUCUAGGGGUGCAAGGACACCCCCAAAGAGGGGUCACGUCUAUCGUUAAGAGAAACAGAACAGAAAAGGAUCUUUAAGCAGCUGUAAAUUGUUUAGAAUCGGAAUGCCUUGUAAUGCUUUUCAGCGUUAGCCGAUGAUCAUUUCCAUGUUCUAUUCAAAUUUAAUUUUUUUGCAAUACUAUUUGCGGUCUAUGGGUGCCUGGGUGCCCUGGCCCGUGAAGAUUUGUCAUAAAUCUAUGUUUUCAAUUGUGUUUUCGUCCUACAUGUUUGUUUGUUUAAGCUGAAUUUUUUAAAUCAUAAAAUAUACAUUUAAGAACAACCAACCACCCAGAGUCAGGCUCUCGUCUCGUGUUUCUGGACUAGUAAAAUAAAUAUGUAUAUGUAAGUAAUAAAAGUGAUUCAACUCGGAGCAUUGCAAA
This is a messenger RNA of Drosophila obscura, 7087 nucleotides long. It is a transcript of the gene Taf1, whose product is annotated as transcription initiation factor TFIID subunit 1. Gene Ontology annotation, molecular function: RNA polymerase II general transcription initiation factor binding; RNA polymerase II general transcription initiation factor activity; DNA binding. Gene Ontology annotation, cellular component: transcription factor TFIID complex. The transcript is spliced from 16 exons. NCBI's taxonomy places the organism in Eukaryota, Metazoa, Arthropoda, Insecta, Diptera, Drosophilidae. The record is from RefSeq and is a predicted model, not a curated record. Gene Ontology annotation, biological process: transcription by RNA polymerase II; DNA-templated transcription initiation; RNA polymerase II preinitiation complex assembly. Bases 85 to 6675 code for a protein of 2196 amino acids.